This is a messenger RNA of Paramecium tetraurelia, 1684 nucleotides long. RefSeq lists its product as uncharacterized. Gene Ontology annotation, cellular component: autophagosome; cytoplasm. The record is from RefSeq and is a predicted model, not a curated record. Gene Ontology annotation, molecular function: ATP binding; protein serine/threonine kinase activity. The transcript is spliced from 5 exons. Gene Ontology annotation, biological process: autophagosome organization; peptidyl-serine phosphorylation; autophagy. Lineage: Eukaryota; Ciliophora; Oligohymenophorea; Peniculida; Parameciidae.
AUGAGUGCAAAGGUGGUUGAAAAUUAUUCCCUCUUGGAAGUAAUUGGUUCUGGUUAAUAUGGUAAAGUCUAUAAGGCUGUCAAUAUCAAGAAUAACAGUCUCGUGGCAGUGAAAGUUGUCAAAAUAGAAAAAUUUAAAGAAGUUCCUAAACUAGAAGAAUUUACAAUGAAUGAAAUUCAAACCCUAGCAAGAAUUAAUAAUCCUCAUGUAGUCAAAUUCAUUGAAAUGUUAAAGAGUUCUCGCAAUUAUUAUUUUGUCUACGAAUAUUGUAAUGGCUCAACUCUUGAAGCAAUUAUAUAAGAAUAAGGAGUGUAAACAGAAAAAGAAGCCCUAUAUUACUUUAGACAAUUGGUCCAAGCCUUCUAAUCAUUGGUCUCUGAAAAUAUAAUGCAUAGGGAUUUGAAGCCAAGUAAUAUUAUGUUGCAUAAUGGUUCAAUAAAAUUGGGUGAUUUUGGAUUUUGCAAAGCAUUGAAUACUGCUUAGGAUUUAUCAACAACAAUGGUCGGAUCACCAAUCUAUAUGGCACCAGAAAUUUUGAAAGGAUAAGAGUAUACAAUUAAAGCAGAUAUUUGGUCUUUGGGUUGUGUAUUAUAUGAAUUGCUUUAUGGAAUCUGUCCAUUUGAAGAAAAAACGAUGGCAUAAUUAAUGCUAGCAGUUGAAGAAAGAGAAAUAUCAUUUUUGGACAAUGUUAAUGUUGUAUCUCAAACGACUAAAGAUUUACUAUUGAAAAUGUUAACAAAAGAUUAUAAUAAAAGGAUCAAUUGGAAAGACUUAUUUGAAAGGGAACUUACUUAUGCUGAAAGAAUUAAAAAUACAGAAUAACAACCAAAUUAAAUUUAAUAAGAGUUGACUUUAAAUUCAUAGAGAAAUAAGGAAUCUAAAGCCUUUAAAUAUUUAUUAAUGGAAAGAAAUAAGAUAUUUUAUCUAUACAAAGUUGUAGAAGAAGUAUUGGAAUUGAGUAAAGAUGAAAGAGAUGAAUAGAGAGAAUCACAAAGUGUAUAUUGUGGAUAUUUACUUAUGAAAUAUAUUUGUUAUUUGAUAGAAAUGAUUAGGAUGAAUUUAGUAGAAAAAUUCAAUGUCUCAGCCUUCCCCCAUUUAGCUAAAAAACACGAGUUAUAAAACGAUAUUACUAAAACAUUUGAAUAUAAAAGCUUUUGUACUUUAAUUCAAAAAGAAGUUGAAACAGCCAGAAAAAUGUUUAAACAUUAUUAAGAAGAAGCUGAUAAGUUUUUCAAAUCCUAAACUAAUGGAUAACAUAUUUAUUAAGGAACUGAAUUUGCCCAUUUUGAAAAUGAAUUACAGAGAGAGUUAAGUACAUCUGAAAUUUCAAUAACCUUUAUGAAAAAGCUAGUGUUAAAAUAUUGUGAGGAUAUGAAAAGUCAAUUUUUACAGUAAUUCUUAGACAAAAAUCCAUAAAGUGGAAGCAAAUAAUUAUUACAUAUAGAAAAAACAUUGGAAUCAUUGAUUUUAGAUGAAUUUUUUGAAAAUUGUAUGGACAUUUAAUAAAUCGAUUUAGAACAAUAGAAUUAUUUUGCUAUUCUAAAUAAAUAUACGAAAGCUGAUUUAUUGUAAGUUAUUACAAACAAGAUGGAUUAUAUUAGACAUAAAUUAUAUAAAUGAUUAUAUUAAAAUGUUAGAUAAAAAACAUUAAUUGUUUUAUUUUUUAAUAUAAAAUUACAAUUUA